Messenger RNA from Fusarium odoratissimum NRRL 54006, 1715 nucleotides. RefSeq lists its product as uncharacterized. The record is from RefSeq and is a predicted model, not a curated record. Gene Ontology annotation, biological process: regulation of transcription by RNA polymerase II. Lineage: Eukaryota; Fungi; Ascomycota; Sordariomycetes; Hypocreales; Nectriaceae. Gene Ontology annotation, molecular function: DNA-binding transcription activator activity, RNA polymerase II-specific; zinc ion binding. The coding region runs from base 349 to 1602 and encodes 417 amino acids. The transcript is spliced from 3 exons.
GUGAUGUUCAGGGUCCAUUCCGCUUAUUGGUUAUUUCACGGAAACCCCGGUUCGUAAGCGCUAAAUCGAGACACGCCGCCCAAGCGGCAAGACGUCUCAUCGUCAACUAACAUCUCUUGGCUAUCAACCUGAUGAGUACUUACUCAUCAAACAACUUCUCAAGAACAAGUCUCCAGUAUUGUUGCCCUGUCUCAAGACACAAUGGCUGUAAGAGGUGAAGACAAGACUGGUAAAGAGACGCCAGUGAGACAGCGGAAGGCUCACAAGAAGUCUCGUCUCGGAUGUAAGAACUGCAAACUGAGGAGUGUCAAGGUGAGCUGAUCGCUGUAACUCUUAUCCACCAACCCCAUGUCUCAGUCAUACGCUUCACUUCACCUCAGCACUAACAUCUUUCAGUGCGAUGAAUCAAAACCAUCGUGUAAACGUUGUACCUCAUCAGGCUUCGUCUGCUCGUUCACUCAGAUAUCCCCCUCAUCCUUCCAACUCGCCCACCAGAGCGCAGGGCCAGUCUUCUCAGUCGUCGAUAAGUCUCUCGGCCCUAUCAACCCUGGUUUCAGAGUCCCCGUCAUCCAGCCUGUAAAGGGUGGUGUCGGUGAGAUUAUACUAGACGAUGCUGCCCUGGCGGCUAUUGAGAGGUUUCGACUAAGGACGGUGUUUUCUGUUGGUACACAGAAGACGAGAAGUGUUUACAGCGAGGGCGCGUUUCUACUAGGAUUGAAGCAUCCUUUUCUCAUGCAUGUCUUUAUUGCUCUGUCUCUUCUUCAUGAUCAGCAUCUAAACCCCUGCCAAACAUCUUCUCACCGCACAGCCCUCGCUUUCCACUGGUAUCAAGCGACAGCCCUUUUCCACCGCCGUCUCAUGGCAGCAGGAUCAGUCCCCGAUGUGUCGAAACUCUCUGACUCCGAACGCGAUUCCCUCUGGGCUUCAGGAGCACUCCUCGGCGCAGCUUCGAUGGCUCUUUUAGAUGCUGAAGACGUGUAUGGAGUGUGGCCCCUCAAGAAAUCUGAUUCCUUGGAUCUUGACUGGCUAGGAAUGAGCGAUGGGAAGAAGGUUGUAUGGAAUAUCGCUGACCCAACGAGAAAGGAUAGUAUUUUCCAUCAGUUGCUCAGAGAGUGGGACGGCAUUCCUGAUGGUUCUAAGCCCAUUCCGCCCGAUGCCCUUCCGACUAUGUUCUACGAUGCCUUUGACAUUGGGCCGUCUUCUACAGCUCAGAACAACCCAUAUCAUGUCGCUGCGUCGUUACUCGCACAGUUGCUUCCCCGAAAGAUCGAUGACAAUACAGUGAUCCAGUUUCUCACUUUCUUAACGCAACUGGACCCGCGGUAUAGGAAGCUACUGGAGGAGAAAGACCCCAAGGCUAUGGUAUUGCUGGCAUGGUGGUAUACAAAAGCAGCGGCACACAGCUCAUGGUGGAUGCAGAGGAGAUCAGUGGUAGAGGGGCUGGCAGUCUGUAUCUACCUGGAGAGGAAUUGUGGGCAUGAAACAGUUAUUCAGGAGCUGGUGAAGUUUCCAAGGCGUGUAUUUGAUGCCUGUCGUGGUAAUGGAGGAUCAAUGCCUGCGCAGAACAGACAGCCUUCAAUAGCGGGCGUUCAGGUCUACUAGUAAUCAUAGGAUAAUAUUAUAUAUUUGAACAAAAGCUGCAGUAAUGAGAGACAGACCUAAAGCAUAUCGAGACCAGCUAGACUACUCAAUAAUCCUGAAAACCAACAAAACGC